This is a messenger RNA of Aspergillus niger, 327 nucleotides long. RefSeq lists its product as hypothetical. NCBI's taxonomy places the organism in Eukaryota, Fungi, Ascomycota, Eurotiomycetes, Eurotiales, Aspergillaceae. The transcript is spliced from 2 exons. Bases 1 to 327 code for a protein of 108 amino acids. The record is from RefSeq and is a predicted model, not a curated record.
AUGAUCUGCUGCUGCGCCGGCGGCGCUGCAAUCAUUCCCGUCUGCCCUCCACCGCCUUGGUCCUUCUGCUCGGUCAUGAUCGCCCACGUCGAGCUAAUUUCCAUCGACCGACUUCCUUGGUCCGGAUUACUAUUUUUUCCUGGUCCCCACCGGUCUCCCUUGGCCUCUCCUCCGUUGCUGUACCAUCCCUUCCGUUUGACGCCUUCUUAUACAUACACCUCCGCCUCUGCUUCCCUCCACCAUUCCCCCCUCCAUCAAUCACGACCUCGUCUCUUGUCUUGCUUUUUCCCUGUUUCCCCCCUCUACGUGGCUAUGUGGACGAACUGA